UUCCUUCGGGGACGAUCACGUAAGAGAUACUCAUGCUUAAUUGCAUAGAGAAUAAAGACAUUGGGAGACACUGGUGUUGUCUGCGAUAAGAGAUUGUAUUAUGUAAUACAGUAUAAAGAAAAAAGAUCCCUAUCGAAAGGGAAACGCAAAACCUUCUUUUUUCGUAACACAUUGCACGGAGCUUCAACCCCUCUCGCAAACACAGAUAAAUUAUAAAAAAGAACGCCUUCUCUCUUUUUUUCUUCUUCUUAUUUAUCUUUAAUAUAAUGCCUGGAGAUAAUAAAGUGGCGAACCCACAACCUGUUGUUGCAGGCGAAGGUUCUGCAGCCACUGGGGCACCACCACCUCAACAAAAGAGUUUUAUUCAAAAGUAUGCUGGAUCGGUUAUUCAGAUGAUCAUCUUUUGGAUAGCAAUGAGAGCUAUUUCCAACGGUAUGAAGUCACCCGAAGUCGCUGUUCCCCAUGCCCCUGUGACGACAACAAGCGAUGGCCAACAAGUGGUAUCUCAACCUACGUUUGUUCCUGGAGCUACCACGUUGCGUGAUUAUGCCUCUGUACCUUCAAAUGUCUACUAUUUCCCUAAUCCCUCCGUCCCACUUUCUGUGCUUCCUGAGAGCUUUAUUCCUCUCUGGCAACCUCGUACACCCAUGGACUUGUCCGUGUAUGUGAGCGAAGAAGAAUAUUUCACGAAUUAUGAAGCACAACCUGAUUGGAAAACCACUGAAUUGUAUUACAGUGAAGAUUUUGAAGCCAGAGAACACAAGAUUGAGAUUCCCGCUACCAAGACAAUUCAACAUAAUGGUACGGUUUAUGCUCACGUCUUUCUUACUCAACAUGGUAUUUCCAUUGAUCCUCGUAGUCAGGGUUAUAAUCCUGAUGCUGCCGUCUAUGUUCGACAUGUGUUGACCAAGUUCUUGCCUCAAAAAUCUCUUGUGAAGCAAAAGAAAUUAUUAGGCAAGCAUGAGGAUGAAGAAGAGGUGGAAGAGGAAGAAGUAAUUGUUGAAAAAGUGGAGGAGAAAACAGAAGGAGGACCUGGUGGUAUUGUGGGACUUGGAGCCAACUUGAUUGGAGAUUUAACGCGUCGAGCUCCCAAGGUUGCUUACUGGCACCCAAAUGUGACACUUAGUUUGGUGAACAGUCAUCGUGCACCUCUCCCCAAGAAUAGUUUGCAACCACCCGUGAUUAAAUUUGUUCAGUUUGAUCAAGCCAUGUCGCGUGAUCCUUCUGGUAAGUUUGGCUAUUACCGACCUAUUUUGUUUCCCAAUGAUUUCUGGGUGCUUCAAUCAAACGCGUAUGCAGUGAAUGAAACCGUGGAGAUGUUACCCUUGAAUAUUCGUGUGGAGUCUAUUUCAAUGUGGAAGUUUAAUAUUUUUGCCACCUUGGAUGAUUCCAUGAAGCAACAGAGCCAGAAUCCAUUAGGAGGAAUGUCAAGUGGAGAUAUGGAUGAGAUCAAGCGUAUGUUUAUCGAGACCAAUCCCAUUCUUUUGGGUACCACCAUUGCCGUCAGUUGUCUUCAUUCGUUGUUUGAGAUGCUUGCCUUCAAGAAUGAUAUCGCCUUUUGGAAGCAAAAAUCUAACAGUGCAGGUAUCUCUGUGCGUACCUUGAUUGUCAAUAUCUUUUUCCAGAUUGUGAUUUUCUUGUACCUGUUUGAUAAUAACCAGGAGACAUCGUGGAUGGUCUUGAUCAGCCAAGGCUUUGGUUUGGUCAUUGAGUUAUGGAAGGUGUUUAAGGCGCUCAAGUAUGAAUUGAUCUGGACUCCCGGGUCUUGGAUUCCUUCCUUGGGACAACAAGAGUCGAAGCAGUCGGAAGAAGAAGAUGAGACAGCUAAAUAUGAUGCCAUUGCUUUCAAGUACUUGAAAUGGCUUUCAUACCCCUUAUUGGCUGGUUAUGCCAUUUAUUCCUUGUAUUAUGAUGAGCACAAGAGUUGGUACUCAUAUGUGAUUCAUACCUUGGUCCAAUUCGUGUACAUGUUUGGAUUUAUUACUAUGUUACCUCAAUUGUAUAUCAAUUACCGUCUCAAGAGUGUUGCUCAUAUGCCUUGGAAGACAUUGAUGUACAAGUCGUUGAAUACGUUUAUUGAUGAUUUGUUUGCGUUUGUGAUCAAGAUGCCUACUUUGCAUCGAUUGGCUUGUCUUCGUGAUGAUUUUGUCUUUUUCGUGUAUAUUUAUCAACGUCAUGCUUACAAGGUAGAUCCUACUCGUGCUAAUGAAUAUGGACAAGUGGGUGAAGGAGAUGUCAAGGAUGAGAAGAAGGCUUUGGAAGAAUCCAAGAAGGAUAAAUAGAAUACAUAUU
Molecule: messenger RNA, 2292 nt
Organism: Mucor mucedo
Lineage: Eukaryota; Fungi; Mucoromycota; Mucoromycetes; Mucorales; Mucoraceae
Product: cleft lip and palate transmembrane protein 1-domain-containing protein
Exons: 5
Coding region: 267-2282 (671 amino acids)
Cellular component (GO): membrane; endomembrane system
Source: RefSeq, a predicted model, not a curated record